GGCUCUCUCUUUCUGGACAAUAUAUCCGCUGUCUGACUCCCUGUUACAAUCCUUCUUUCUUUACUGGUUUUCUCGUCCUUUUCCCCAUUCUCCUCCGUCGUCUUCAUUUCUUCCGCAAAAACCCAGAUCGAAACUUCAGAGUUGGAGAUAGAGAGAGAGAGAAGAAAGGGCGUAUUUGAUGUGACGGAGUUGUGAGAGAAAGCCCUAUCUUCUCUCUUUUCUGUGAACCUCUUCGGCUCCAUCUAACCGAAUUGAUCGGAAACUGAGAAGGAUUUCGUUGAUUUGAGAGGUGGGUUUUUCUCGUAUGGUCUUGAUUCUUUCUGGGUGUUCUUUGAAUCGAUGGUUUCUACUGAAUAUAGUGGGGGUUUUCUGACUUGUUUCUCGUCUUCUUGUUUUGGGAUAGAGAAUCAAUAAUGGCGGGAUCAGACGAGAACAAUAACCCGGGUGUGAUUGGACCCGCCCCGACUAUGCAAGUGGGUCUGCGGGCCGGAGUCGGGAAAUUGCCGCUGGUGGCCGCUGCCGGAGGGAAUCGUCGAGCGUUGAGUGCUAUCAAUCGGAAUAUAGUUGGAGCUCCGACUUACCCUCCUGUUAAGCAAUGUGAUAACAAGAAUCAACCUGUUCAUCGUCCAAUCACUAGGAGAUUUGCUGCACAAAUUGCCACAAAGCAAGACCCUAAGCCACAAGUGGAAUCGAAGAAUGAAUCACAAGACAUUGCAAUCACUGAUGCAGAAGAAGACUUCUCCUUCUCUGAACCAAUGUUUGUACAACACACCGAAGCAAUGCUGGAAGACAUUGACAGAAUGGAAGUGGAAAUGGAAGAUGUUGCUUCUGAAGAAGAAGGACAAGACUCAAUUGUAGAUAUAGAUGGUUGUGAUGAGAACAACCCACUUGCUGUGACUGAAUACAUUGACGAUCUGUACACAUUCUACAGGAAAUCUGAGGUUACUAGUGCCGUCUCACCAAACUACAUGGCUAACCAAUUCGAUAUCAAUGAAAGGAUGAGAGGCAUUCUGAUUGACUGGUUGAUUGAGGUCCACUACAAGUUUGAGUUGAUGGAUGAAACACUUUAUCUUACUGUGAAUCUCAUUGAUAGAUUCUUAGCUGUCCAUUCUCUUGUGAGGAAGAAACUCCAGCUGGUUGGAGUUACAGCCAUGCUUCUUGCUUGCAAAUAUGAAGAAGUUUCUGUGCCUGUUGUUGACGAUCUCAUCCUAAUUUCUGACAAGGCAUACAGUAGAAAAGAAGUUCUUGACAUGGAGAAGUUAAUUGUGCAUGCGUUGCAGUUCAAUAUGUCAGUCCCAACUCCAUAUGUUUUCAUGAAGAGAUUUCUUAAAGCUGCCCAAUCUGACAAGAAGCUUGAGCUUCUAUCGUUCUUUCUGAUCGAGCUGUGCUUAGUGGAGUAUGAAAUGCUGAAAUACCCACCUUCAUUGAUGUCUGCUGCUGCAAUCUACACAGCACAGUGCUGCCUCUAUGGCUCUAGCCAGUGGAACAAGACUCAUGAGUGGUACAGUAGCUACUCGGAAGAUCAACUUCUGGAAUGCUCAAGACUGAUUGUGGGAUUUCAUCAGAAUUCUGGGAAAGGGAAGCUAACUGGUGUCCACAGAAAGUACAGUACUUCGAAGUUUGGAUUUGCUACAAGAACUCAACCUGCUAGCUUCCUACUACUCCUGUAGCAGAAAGGCUGAUUCUGAGUAGAUGCUUUGACUGUGAUUCAUUUGAUGAUGAAACCUGCAACUGAAGUUGGGGGAGGAAGUAACAAAUUGACAUGAUCAGCAACUGAAGUUGCCUUUUGAAGAGAACUCUACUCUCUUCUUGUUCUCUCUUGAAUCCAUUUUGCAGUUUCUUCGCUGAACCUAGUAAAAGUAAUCUGUUUGACCCUUAGGUCGGUCAAGUUGUAAUGGUAAGUGGAUAUGUGACGGAACAAACAAAAACACAUAGCAGCAGCCAGGAGUCUGUUGUUCUUACUUUACUCUUUCUCUUCAAGAGUGUGGUGGAAAUAAUAACAUAGAUAGUUUGGAUUCAAAGUAUUUCAGAGUUUCAAGUGUGUGCAUUCCUUUCUUCUGAGUCACUCCACCACUAAAGUCAAAAUCUUUUUACAUUUACCUGUUCAUUUCACAUGUCGAUCUCCUAGUAUACUAUUGGGACUUAGGUCGUGUGCAGGAGGAAAAUUUUGCUUGAAAAGUUUAAAGGAACAUGGGAUGCAGUUCACUGCAAAUGCAAUGCCUCUUGUUAUGUGGUGAAAAUGGGACUAUAAAAUCUACAACCUGAUGAAAUGUCAACAACUGUUGGUUUGACAAGUAAGCAAGUGGACAACUUUCACGGAAGAUUGUCUUUCACUUGGAAAAUGAAAUGGACCGACUGAUGAUUUUGUUUUUAUAGCAUUGUGGUACACGAAAAAUCACUUGGUAUGAGUAAGUUGUUGAUUACGUAAAUAAGUUCAAAAUAUAUACAAGUGGGUAUUAUUUUAUAUAUCUCAUUGAAUUAAAUUUUUUUUUGUGUAAAAAUAAUUGAAAUCCGAGUAGAAAAGAAAUGAAUAUGUACCUUUCGAAAUUCAUGGGAGGAAAGAAUGAAAUAGAGAGACUGAGAGUAUGGCAUAUGGACUAUGGAGAUUGGAGUGCUCUUGAAAGAUUGAUUAAUAUUUUGUUUUAAUUUUAAUUAGAAAAAGCCAAUGGGUCCUUACUAUAAAUUCAAAAUGGUGAAAUGGAAAUUCCAAAAACUCCAACAGAUAUAUGGUGGACAAAAUAAUCAUUUUAUCUAUUCGCAUCCAAAUUCAUAUUCAACGAAAAAAUUGUUGACUCUUCGUAAAAGUUAGUAAAAUAUAUCAUACACCUAAUUAACCUUUAAACUACAUUUUCCCAUGACAAAUAGAUGAAAGAAUUGUUUUGUUAUAUCAUAAUAUGUAUGGGGUUGUUGUAACAUAUUAUUUGGGAGAGACCUUAUGCAAGGUUUGUAAUGGCAGGUCGGUGAUGGGCAAUAUAUUGAUGUCUUCUAUGAUAGAUAGAAUCCUUCGAUGAAACCAGCAACUCCAGUGGUUCAUAUAGCUAAUGCUAAUAAUUUGCUAAGAGUUUCUUUUUCUAUCAGACAAGGUGCGCUGGAUUGGCAUGUUCCAAGGUGAAAGUAUUGUUUUGACCCUCAAUCAGUUAACCUUAUAUGCAAGGUGACCCUCCUCAUCUCCCUCAAAAGGACUUUCGAAUAUGACACUUUAAUAAAAAUGGUAAAUACUAUGUGAAGUCGAGAUAUCAUUUGUCCUAGAAGGUAUUCUUGCUCCUAGCUGAAAGUCUUUUAUUUGGAUUCGAAUAGAUAAAAGACAAUGUCUGAAAGUGGUCAUGCCUCCAACACUAGCGCUCCAAACCCGGGGAGUAAACUGCCUGACUCGAUGCCUUAUUUGAUGGAUGGAUCAUGAGAGUAUUGACCAUUUGUUCUUUCAUUAUCCCAAGACCAUCCAACUAUGGUCUUUUGUGGGUUUAAGCAUCGUGCUUGUUUCAGUCGCGAUGAUGAAUUUCAACCUAAGGUGCAUCAAGUUGUGCUUAAAUAGCAAUCUCAAACCCUUAUUCUCUAGUUUAUUUGUCUUUUGUGGAGAAUUUGGAAAUCUAGAAAUAAAAUGGUAUUUAAAAA
This is a messenger RNA of Linum trigynum, 3612 nucleotides long. NCBI's taxonomy places the organism in Eukaryota, Viridiplantae, Streptophyta, Magnoliopsida, Malpighiales, Linaceae. The record is from the annotation of a GenBank genome assembly.